GCGGCCACUCUGACUCACUUGGCCGCACAGAGGCCGACAGACCUCCGCUGUGUGUACGGGUACAACUCUUCUCACAUGAGCAGAACUUGUAACCGAAGCAACUGAGGGAUUAUUACUGGAAACAAAUCGGGCGGCACAGACUUCAGAACAUCUGAAGACAUGGACUCCAAACGACAGAGUGUUGUGAUGGAACGACUUGUAAAUGAGUUAGGCUCUCUGCUGAAGAUGUUGGACCACGAGACGGUCAGUCCUGCUACCGCUGAAAAAAUGGCAUCCAUACGCAACAUCCUGGACUCACUGCAGCUGUCAGUGAACGGCUCUGAUGUCUACAUGAACAGCUGUCUCUAUGGCAAUGGCACGAGCUUUGUAGAGUCUCUGUUUGAGGAUUUUGGCUGUGAUUUGCACAUGCUCAGUGCAUCUCCAGUGGAGCAGAAAGAGCACAAGGAUGAAGAGGAGAAGACUCAUCCCAAUAAAUCUACCCCAACUGACACACCUCCUCCUCCUCUGCCAACUACACCCCUUCCUGAUGACUACUAUGAAGAAGCUGUUCCUCUAGAUCCCGGAUCUACUCCUCAGUACUUUACCACCACAUCCAGGAACUCUGUGGAGGACGCCUAUUAUGAAGAUGCUGACAAUAACUACCCCACCACCAGAAUGAAUGGGCCUCCCAAAAGCUCCUACAAUGACUCAGAUGCUCUGAGUAGUUCCUACGAGUCUUACGAAGAAGAGGAAGAGGAAGCAAAGGGCCGAGACCAACCUCAGAGAUGGACAGCCGAGGAAAGAACAGAUGGACCGGUUCGAGACUGCCACAUCUGUGCCUUCCUACUGCGAAAGAAACGCUUUGGCCAGUGGGCUAAGCAGCUUGUUGUUGUCCGAGACAAUAAACUGCAGUGUUUUAAAAGCAUCAAAGAGAGCUCUCCCAACACAGAGCUCCCACUGAAUCUUUGCAACGUCAUCUAUGUCCCUAAGGAAGGCCGGAAAAAGCGUCACGAGUUGCGCUUCUCAUUACCUGGGGGCGAAGCGCUAGUCUUGGCAGUCCAGAGUAAAGAACAGGCCCAGCGAUGGCUCAAGGUGGUCCACGAUGUUGGCAGCCAGUGUAGCAACACUGAGGGGCUGGAUGGAUCAACUUCUCCAAUUAUACAGAGGAAGCUGGAGCUCGACAAGGUGCUACAGUCUGAGAGACAGGCUUCAGACUCAGACAGCGGGCCAACAGCAGACAGUCAGGCCACUGCACACGGGUCAGGACGAGACACUACUGACUCACUCAACAGGGGGAAGCGUGGAGCAUUUUCAGAGCUGACCGGGUCGAUGAGCCGAGCAGCUGGGAGGAAAAUCAAUCGGAUCAUCACCUUUUCCAAGCGGAAACCUCCUUUACCAGGAGAGUCUCCUUUGUCUUCUGGCCAGCAUGACAACCCCCGCUCUGGAUAUCUGAGCGUGUGUCUGAGCGGCUCUUGGAGGGAGCGGUGGUGCGUGCUCCGGGGUGGAAGUUUGUACCUGCAGAAGGACCCUGGGGACCAGCGACCCCCAAUCAUUGUGGUGCCACUCAAGGGGGCAGAGGUGAUGCCAGGCGGGCUUGGACCUAAACAUCCGUUCUCUUUCCGCAUCCUACAGGGAGGCAACGAGCUGGCAGCUCUGGAGGCCAGCUGCUCUGAGGAUCUUGGCCGCUGGCUUGGAGUUUUAUUUGCAGAGACCGGCAGCAGCACUCUCCCUGAAGAGCUGCACUAUGAUUACAUCGAUGUGGACACACUUACUGACAUACGGCAUGCUGCCAGACACUCCUUCUUGUGGGCUACAACAGCUAACUCCUCCAGUAGUGCUUCAAUAGACUCCAGAACUUACGAUGAGGUCUAUGAAAGUGUUGCGGAAGUGGAUGUGGAGAGCAGAGGAGGCCAGGUGAGACGUCACGCUUCGUUCUCCAGCAGGGACUCUGAGAAAACUGAACAACAAGCUGCCAUUAAGAGACAUGCCUCCAAUGUGAAUCAGUAUGGGCGGUAUGGGAAGACACGGGCAGAGGAGGAUGCCAGGCGGUACCUGAGAGAGAAAGAGGAGUUGGAGAAGCAGAAGGAGGACCUCAGAAAUGCACUGAUUUCCCUGCGCAAGGAGAAAAGGCAGUUGAAGGAGGAGGGGAAGAGCGGCACAGGUAAUAGUGUGGAAAAGCAGUUAGCUGAGCUGGAAACACUGUGCAAACAGAAGGAGGAGGAACGGGUGGAGCUGGAGCUGAGACUGACAGAGGUCAAAGAAAACCUGAAGAAGUCACUGGCUAGAGGGGCACUGGGUCCACCUACUGAUACCAAGAUCAACGUCAAGGCGCAGGGCAGUAAGGUUGAAAAGGUUUACAUGGAGACUGUGCCUGUCAACGCGGCAUCUGAGCUUCGAAAGCGGCCUCCGUCUCUUUACGCCUCCUCCAAGGGGAAUGUGAUGCAGAAGGCAAAGGAGUGGGAGUCAAAGAAGGGGACAUAGAGUGAUCAUAAACAGAUCGACAGAUGGAGACGAGGACGUUUGAAAGGAAAACGCAAGAAGAGCAAGAAAACUGGCACUGAAGAGAGAAAGGAUGGACUCGGAGGCAUUGCGCUCUCAUUUCAUCUAAAGGAAAAGUACAGGCAGCGUGAUGCUGCACCAGCUACUGUAAAUACGACAUGCUCAGCUGAUACAUCAGUACCGUGUUAAUGUGGAUCACUAUGAACGUGAUGUGUACGUGUUGGUGUGAGUUUGCAUGCGUGUUUACAUUUGCACAGGGCUGCAGAAAGUUAAAAAAAAAAAAAAGGAAAGUGUAGCAAAGGGAGAGUGUAGUUCUUCAACACUGUGAGUUCAGCGUUACAGGCAAGACGUUUAGCUACACCCACUGGUUUGUAUUAUUUUUAUACUUGAUACUUGGAAAUGAAAAAUGAAAAACCCGGUUAAAGAAAAUUUUUUAGUUAUAAUCUUAAAUUAUCAUUAUUAGUAAGAGAAGUACAGAAUCUCAUAUCUUAAUUGUGUAUUUAUACGUUUAAUAAAAAAUAUCGAGUAGACACUGUUCCUAAAACCAAUGAAUAAAUGUUUGUUGUUGCAAUGUGAAACAAUUGGUUUUAACCUUUAUAUGACUCUUAUUUUUCACAUUUGACUUUUGCACUUUAUCUUGUUGUAUUUUGUGAUUGCAUAAAUGUGUCCUCGGCCCCUCUCAGCUGAAUCAUUUGAAGAUAAAUGCCUGUGUCUGCUUUACCUGCCCUUCACUGAGAAACGAACACACGCAAAUGUUGGAGUAAAUAAUUUUAUAAAGAAUAUAUGUGUUUGGGACUGUUUAUUUUAUGUCCCCCGUGUCUAUUUUCCCUCAUUUCUUUAGACUUUUAAGAUUCUUUACCAGAGUUUCUUUUAUUGCUGCCUCUCAUCCACCCCCAAGAUGAGUUACCAAUAAUAGCAACAGAGCUCUGAAAUAGAAGCACCACCUAGUGGUCAAAUAAAAUACCACUUUUGUUUUAAUGUUCUUGUUUUGCUUCCAAAGGCAAGUUGAAGUUAAUUAUGCUAAGUUCAACAUUAAAAUAAGUCAAUACUUAAGGUUUUUUCUCUCCUAUAAGAGCUUAAGGAGCUCCUUAAUGUGAAGAUAACUACAGUCAAAGCUACUAUGUGAGAGGGCAGUGGUUCAAUGCCCAGCUCCUCCAGCUUGCAUGUUGUUGAGGUCUCCAUGGACAGUUUACGGAACCCAAUACUGUAGCUGACCUCACUGAUUGUGAGACAGUGAGAAAGUGUUUAAAGGCUUAUGGGUUGGAGUUGAACGUUAGGUGAGUGUGAAUAAAACAGCGUUAUAAUUCUUUCUCUUCGUCUGCUAUAAGGCAAUAAAUGUCAUUUCUGUUCAUGGUACAACUCAUAAAAAACGUUUUCAUGCAUGAAAAACACAAAUUCACUUUAUCCAGAAUCCUGUUUGGAUCCUACAGUGAUUAACUUAAGUGUUUUAUGCAUAUGUUCAGUGCAGCACCAUGCGGUUUUCGAUCAUCAUCAUUCACGUGCUCUGUUAAACUCCAAAUGUCUGAAUAACAAGCAUGGCUUCUUUGAGCCUUCAGAUAAAGUGGUUUGCGUGUUUUUAAUAUCUGUAUCAAACAUACAGUCACGGUAAAAAGAGAGUGCACCCUCUGCCGAUUCUUUGUUUUACAUCAUUUGAUCAGGGCAUAACUAAAUAUAUUGAUCUGGUCUUCACCAGUUCUUAAGAUUAAGUUAAUACAACCUCAGAUGAAGAAAAGCAAUGCAUAAUACAUUAUUUAUUUAAGCACGCCCAUGAUUCUUAAGCUAGUAGAACCACUUUUAUCAGCUAUAAUUUGAAGUACCUUGAAAUAAUCAUUUGUAUGACUUCAUCAGUCUCUCACAUCUUUGUGGGAGAAUUUUUGCCCGCUUUUCUUUACAGCGUUGUUUCAGUUGUUUGAGGGUAGCAGUCGGGUUGAGGUCACUGUGCUUGGCAGUCAGUACGAGGAGUUUGUGCUGAUAUUCCGUGGUUGGUUUUUGUCCAUAUGCCCAAAGAACAUCGUUCCAGACGUCUUGUGGUUUGUUCAGAAACAGCUUUGCAAACCUAAGACGUGCUACUAUGUUGAUUUUAAAGAGAAGAGGCUUUCUCCUAAAGCACGCCUUCCAGAAAAAGAAUAAACUUAUUCAGCCUUUUUCUAAUUGUAUUUAUUUGCUGGGUAGUCCACUUCUGGGAACAUCGGCCACUGUCUCAAUUGUUUACACUUUGGAAGGGCAAAUUGGAAAAUCUGCCAAACUGAUUGGCGGCAACAAUUGCUUUUCUACAAUCAGUGCUGAUGUCGUUCCUCAUUGGCGUCGUGUGAAUGCUCCAGACCAGCAAACUGCCAAAACUUGCUUUUAUAGAUGUUCUCACACUUGGUUGGUUAUCAGUAUCAAUCAAGUGUUUUUGAUUAGCAGCAUCUACUUCUUACCAUCUUAAUCCCUGUGGAACCAGUAAAGGUGGUAGCUUUCACACAUUGCUUUUGUUUUGGCUUAAUCUUCGUUAAAUAAAUAAUGACACACUCUUUUGUAUAUUUAUAAGACCUGCCAAGGACCAGAUGAUUUUUAUUAUUUGAUAUGCAAAACAUUAGAAUUGAAAAGUGGCUGCACUUCUUUUUUUACCAUGACCGUAUUAUCCAUUGUAAAUUACUACAAA
This is a messenger RNA of Haplochromis burtoni (Burton's mouthbrooder), 5122 nucleotides long. RefSeq names its product actin filament associated protein 1-like 1b (gene afap1l1b). Lineage: Eukaryota; Metazoa; Chordata; Actinopteri; Cichliformes; Cichlidae. The coding region runs from base 160 to 2460 and encodes 766 amino acids. The transcript is spliced from 19 exons. Gene Ontology annotation, cellular component: cytosol. Gene Ontology annotation, molecular function: SH3 domain binding. The record is from RefSeq and is a predicted model, not a curated record.